AUGUCAUGUGUUGAAAUUGAAAUGAUAAAGAAGCAUUUGAAGGAGGCGAAGGAAGCAGUGAAAACAUCCAGAGUUAAGCUUGAAUGGCUGGAAGAGGCAGCAGUCACUGCAACUCAUCAACACAGAGAUAUUUUAAAGUAUUUCCGAACUUCGGAGAAAAGAAGAUCUAGAACUGACAUAUUGUAUGCUGCUAAAGUAAACGAAGUGUAUCAGAAGGCUCGUAUUAAUUUCGCCAUCGGCACAAAGGAACUAGGUGAGAAAAUAAAACUAUUGGAAAUGAAGAAGAUUGAAUUUUUGAAGUGUAAGUUGAAAUAUUGA
Trichobilharzia szidati is the source of this 318-nucleotide messenger RNA. NCBI's taxonomy places the organism in Eukaryota, Metazoa, Platyhelminthes, Trematoda, Strigeidida, Schistosomatidae. The record is from the annotation of a GenBank genome assembly.